AUGACUAUUAUAUCGAAUAUAAAUGAAACAAAUUUAACAUCAUUAAUUAAAGAAGGAAUAAAUGUAAGUGAAUUUCUAAGUAGUACAAUGAUGCCAACAAUAACAGCAAAAAUAAUAAUAUCAACAACUACAAAUUCAUUUCUACGUCAAUUUAAUACAACAAGAAUCUAUCCUUUUCUACGUUCACCAAUAAUAACAACAACAACAUCACAAACAUCAUUUUUAUUACAUAAAUAUUUUAUGUUUAAAUCACCAUUUCAUUAUAUAAUACGUAGUAUAGAAUUAUUCAUUUUAAGUUUAACAAUACCAUUAUAUGUUAUUGUUUUUAUACUUUUUAUUGAAUUAACUAUUUUACGUGUAAAUACAAAUACGGCUGUAUCUGGUGGUAAUUCACGUAGUAGAAGACAACGACGUCGACAGCAUAUGCAUAAUCUUAUAUGGACAUCAAAUUAUUUACUUGUUGAUCUUCUUAAUCUUUUAUAUGAAGUUAUUUAUGUUAUUAUACAUUUAUCUGGUCAAUUACCAUUACAAUCAUUUACUGGUCGUUUUUAUUGUCAAUCACAAGUUUAUGUACCAUUAUAUUUAACUGUACUUAUGGCAUAUAGUUUAACAGCGAUAUCAAUUUAUCGUCGUCGUCAUUUUAUUAAUUUAAAUAAACAUAUGAAACAAUCAAAUUUAAUAAGUAUAUGUAUGAUUAGUUCACUUUGGAUGUUACCGAUAAUAACAUCAGUAUUUCCAACAUUUCUAUUAGUUUAUUUAAAUAUUUUAAAAAUAACACAACAUGAAACAACAAAUCAAUGUCAAAUUUCUUAUACAUAUGAAUCAAAUAUGCAAGCUAUGUAUAUAUUUUAUAGACUUGGUAAUGUUUUUCUUUUACCAAUAUCAAUUUCUUUAGCUUGUUAUAUAACAAUAUAUGCUGAUUUAAUACGUAUGCAACAACGUUUUAAUCGAGCAUUUAAACGUCAUGUACAUAUACGAAAAAAUCUUAUAUCACAAAUACUUUUUUUAUUUCUUAAUUUUGCUGUUUUUUGGUUACCUGCUGAAAUUAUAACACUUUAUACAAAAAAUCGUCAUCUUAAAGACGCUGUACAAGUUACAAAAUGUUUAAAUAUUCUUCUUGAUCCAUUAAUUAUUACUGGUUUUGAUACACGUUUUAAAUCAGCUGCUAAACAAUUAUUAUCAACACCAGCUUUUCAUGGAUUUCGACGUUGUUUUAAUAGUAAUCGUCAACAUGAUGAUUCAACAGCAACAGCAACAGCACAAAUAAUACCAAGAAGACGUUUUAAACAUUCACGUCAAAUGACUACAAAUAGUGAACAGAUGACAACAGGUGUUACGUGGAAUAUUGGUAAUAAUGAUGAUAUUACUGUAUUAGAAUCGGUAUCAAAUCAUUCGUCACAAAAAAAGCAAAGAACAAGACGACAACAAAAACAACGAUCCAUAUCAUCAAUGAAUCAACGUCCAUUAAAAAAUAGACCACGAACAUCAACACAAAUACGAAUGAAAAUAGUUGAGAAUAAUCAUUAA
Molecule: messenger RNA, 1527 nt
Organism: Adineta steineri
Lineage: Eukaryota; Metazoa; Rotifera; Eurotatoria; Adinetida; Adinetidae
Source: the annotation of a GenBank genome assembly